Oryzias latipes (Japanese medaka) is the source of this 624-nucleotide messenger RNA. Lineage: Eukaryota; Metazoa; Chordata; Actinopteri; Beloniformes; Adrianichthyidae. The record is from RefSeq and is a predicted model, not a curated record.
GAAGAAGACUGGACCAAUCAGUGUUGGUCACAUGGGAAGGUCGGCAGUGCUUUGACAUUCAGCUAUCGUCUGUCGAUAAAAACGUAUAAAGUUCUUCAAAAUGAGCUUUUUAGCGUCUCAUUUUUCCCGUCUAAGAGGAAUAAUCUCUCGGCCCAGCAUUACUGCAGUAACUGGUUUAUCCUACCUGAGACCGUUCAGCAGCUGGAUCGGGUCGACCUCCCCACCUUCCAGACUUUCGGGGCCGCUCACUUCCAGAGCAGAGGGUUCAGAAGUGCUUCAACGGUUCCCCUGGCAGUACCAGCAGAUCCGGACCCGGAAAAGAGGCACCGAAUAUCAGCCCAAGAACAUCAAGCGUAAACGGACCCACGGCUGGAUCAAGAGGGUCAGCUCGCAGGGAGGCAUCGAGGUGAUCCUCCGGCGCAUGCUGAAGGGACGGAAGUCCCUCACGCACUGAGGCUGCCCGAGCCCCAAGACUCUGAGGGACAGGUGGAGCUCAGGGUCCCACAAAGAACUGAACAAAAGAUGGUCUGUCAGACCCAAAGUAUUGAACUCAACUCGACUUCUGUCAAAUCAUUUUGUCUCAAAGUAGAACAGAUCUAAUAAAAUAUCCUUUUUAUAAAGUUC